Messenger RNA from Lactuca sativa (garden lettuce), 885 nucleotides. The record is from RefSeq and is a predicted model, not a curated record. NCBI's taxonomy places the organism in Eukaryota, Viridiplantae, Streptophyta, Magnoliopsida, Asterales, Asteraceae.
AUGGGGGAGUCACCCGACACCAUGGACGACUAUAUGAGAAUGUCCGAAAGAACCGCAAGAGAGAGUUUGUAUACAUUGUCAAGGGGUGUUGUUGAAACUUUUGGAGACGUGUAUUUGCGGAAACCUUCGUUGCAUGAUUUGCAAGAAUUGUAUGCGGCGCAUGAAGAACGCCAUGGGUCUCCCGGAAUGAUCGGAAGCAUUGAUUGCACACACUGGAAAUGGGAAAUUUGUCCGGUAGCAUGGAAAGGGCAAUACGCAAGUGGUCAUCACGGAUCACCUUCAUUGGUGUUAGAGGCUAUCGCUUCUCAAGAUUUAUGGAUUUGGCAUGCAUUUUUUGGGGUUGUGGGUUCCAACAACGACGUCAACGUUCUUGAUCAGUCGUCAAUAUUCGACGAUCUUUUGAAUGGAAAAGCCCCGGAUGCUCCUUUCACGGUGAAUGGAAACGAAUACAAAUAUGGGUAUUACCUUACAGAUGGAAUAUAUCCUCAGUAUUCCACAUUCGUGAAGGCAUUCCGCCACCCAGUUGAAGAACGAGACAAAUUUUUUAAGAGAAGACAAGAAGGAGCACGUAAGGAUGUGGAACGUGCUUUUGGAGUGCUGAAGGCGAAGUGGCAUGUAGUCGAACAUGCAGUACGACCAUUGGAUUUAGAAACUUUACGAUAUAUCAUGUAUGCAUGUAUCAUAAUGCAUAACAUGGUAGUAGAAGAUAAAGGGCGAAAUAUUGCACACUAUAUCCCAACGAAGCCCAGACACGUUCAGUUUCAACCAAGAACAACAGAUUAUUUGCACCGCGUUGUUGACAUUCAGGACGCAAAUAAACACAGACAACUUCGAGAGGACUUGGCGAAUUAUAUCUUCUAUGGUAACAAUAACGAUAACGAAUAG